Molecule: messenger RNA, 744 nt
Organism: Somion occarium
Lineage: Eukaryota; Fungi; Basidiomycota; Agaricomycetes; Polyporales; Cerrenaceae
Source: the annotation of a GenBank genome assembly
AACAUCAAUCUUGACAACGAUUAAGCUUCGAAAAGAUGUACAAACUGGAUCCAUCCAAUUACUCCGUUCUAUGAAGAUCCUCGUCGUCUGCCUGAAUUCCUCUAAACACAAAGGAAACCCUGAUACCGGAAGUCAAAUAGAGUCGAACCACAAUGUGACAAGACGCACUGCACUGUGUUUUACCGUUCAGAGUGCUCAGCUAGAUAAUAGCUCUGAUGCAUCCCCACUACCAUACGUUAAUGACUCUACUUUCAAGUUGUUUGUCAUGGAUUCCUACUCUCUGAGUUCACGGUCAUACAAAGAACCUUGUUUAAUUGCCCCCCACGGGGUGCACUUUACCGAGAAGAUCCUUCAGAUUCUGUAUCGAAACGUCGUCGAUCCACUUUCUUCCGACAGCAGCCAGUGUCAGCAUUCCGCAAUCCACAUUCCAACACUUAAAUACUUUUGUUGCGCCUCGUCUGGCCUGCAUUCUAGUCGAGAUUGCCAGAGUUGCCAAGAACAGCGUUCUACUAUCAUUAUAGAUACAUCUUCGAGACAUGGCCUGGGUCUGCUGUGACGUUUAGAAUUGCUAGUCUGACAUCUUCCGUUGAGGAAGUCGACCCUUCAACGUAGGAUACACUGUGUAGUCCAACGUAUUAAGAAUGUAAAUGUUCGCAUAGUACAUCGUAUCCUCAUGAUCGGCCGGCAACAUAUAUUCUCAGCGUUCGACCAAGUUGAAUUAACAAAUAUAUUGGUGAGCAUAAA